GCUGCUUCUCGGGGUAGACAUCCCACUUUACAAAGCGGGGAUUAUUAAGAGAACUCACCUGUAAGAAUACAUAAAAAGGCAAAUCAUCUAGCAGCUCUUUAACAUGUACUCAAACAAAAACGAAGGACCACGUCGAGGAAGAUCUUUCGACUCCAUCAACAUUGGCUAUGAAGAAAAACUGCUGAACAAUGAGAUAAACAAAUCAACCUUCACAAAAAUUGAAGAAAACACUGAAAAGAAGAAUACAUCAGAGAAAGGGAAAGCGACAAUCAUCUUUUCUCUCAAGAAUGAAGUGGGAGGACUAGUUAAGGCGCUCAAACUCUUCCAGGAAAACCAUGUCAACCUUGUACACAUAGAGUCCAGAAAAUCCAAACGACGCAACUCUGAGUUUGAAAUUUUUGUGGACUGCGACAGCAACCACGAACAACUGAAUGAAAUAAUCCAGCUGCUCAGAAAGCAUGUGAACGUGGUGGAUAUGGAGCCUCCAGAUAACUCCUGUCUCGAUGAGGAAGAUAUGUAUAAUGUACCUUGGUUCCCAAAGAAGAUUUCAGACUUGGACAAGUGUGCUAACCGUGUCCUGAUGUAUGGCUCUGAGUUGGAUGCUGAUCAUCCGGGUUUCAAAGACAACGUCUACCGCAAAAGGCGAAAGUACUUUGCUGAUCUCGCGAUGGCCUACAAACAUGGGGAUCCCAUUCCUCGUAUUGAGUUCACAGAGGAGGAAGUGAAGACCUGGGGAGUUGUGUACAGAGAGCUCAACAAGUUGUACCCGACCCACGCCUGCCGGGAAUACUUGAAGAACCUGCCACUGCUGUCCAAAUACUGUGAAUUUCGGGAGGACAACAUCCCUCAGCUGGAAGACGUGUCACGCUUCCUCAAGGAACGCAGUGGAUUCACCAUCAGGCCUGUGGCUGGUUAUCUGUCCCCUCGGGACUUCCUCGCUGGUUUGGCCUUCCGGGUUUUCCAUUGUACCCAGUAUGUGCGGCACAGCUCUGACCCCUUAUACACCCCAGAGCCGGACACAUGCCAUGAGUUGCUGGGUCACGUCCCCCUGCUAGCAGAGCCCAGUUUUGCCCAGUUUUCUCAGGAGAUUGGUCUUGCGUCACUCGGGGCCUCAGAUGACUCAGUUCAGAAACUCGCCACAUGCUAUUUCUUUACGGUGGAGUUUGGCCUAUGCAAGCAAGAAGGGCAGCUGCGAGCAUAUGGAGCGGGACUGCUAUCAUCUAUAAGUGAGCUUAAGCAUGCACUAUCUGGCAAUGCAAGGAUAAUGCCCUUUGACCCCAAAGUCACAUCCAAACAAGAAUGCAUCAUCACAACAUUUCAGGAUGUCUAUUUUGUGUCAGACAGCUUUGAGGAGGCCAAAGUCAAGAUGAGGGAGUUUGCCAAGACCAUCAAGCGUCCCUUCACAGUCCGAUACAACCCUUACACCCAGAGUGUGGAUGUGCUGAAAGACACUCCCAGCAUCAACAGCGUGGUGGAGGAGCUUCGGCACGAGCUUGACAUUGUCGGUGACGCCCUCAGCCGGCUGAACAAGCAGCUGGGUAUCUGACGGCCCGCAUUCCAGUUGAAGUCAUCCACCUUCAGUCCAUCAUUGUUCGCUGUGUAACCCCAAAGCACCACUGUAGAGAUACUGCUUGUGUAUCGCCCUUCGUCAGUACAAUGAUUGUGCACUUCUUUUGUUAAAACCCUCCAUUGUCCCCACUACAAGGUGUAAUGCUUAUUCAAUUAACAGAGGCACAUUUUAUGUUUAGCCACUGACAUCAGUAAAUUGCACAAACCCAAGGAGCUGCUGGACCCCAGACACUGUUUUUGCUUCAGUUGUUUGUUGUCAGUUGUGCUUUGGCCCGGUCGGCUUCUGAAUUGCAAACAGUCAUCACGCUUUCAUGGUACUUUAUUACCUUUUUAAAAAAUCCCCAGCUGGUACAAACACCGAUGUGGUUUCUCCAUCCUAUUGUUAACUCUGCUGUUGUAUAUUAUCAUGUGAAUUGUUUUAUAUUUAAUUUCAUUCUCCUUCACAUUUACUCUUCCUCACUUCAGUGAUAUGUAUAAAAAUGUACCUUGUUUGUAUGCUUUCGGUGUAUGUAUCAUUUUCCUUUUGCUGUGCUGUUGAGGGAAAUUGUGAAAGUGGAAAUUGGUGUUAUAAGAAUGUUUAUUGACUGACAUGGCCCAUAUACCCUGACCUAUUUUAUUUUACAGUAAUGGUUUUAAAUACACCCUCUUGGAAGUGAAAAUAAUUGUAGUGCACCUGAAAUCAAAACACUAUUUUUCUACUGUAAAGAAAUAUAUACAUUAUGA
Anoplopoma fimbria (sablefish) is the source of this 2292-nucleotide messenger RNA. RefSeq names its product tryptophan hydroxylase 1 (tryptophan 5-monooxygenase) a (gene tph1a). Gene Ontology annotation, cellular component: neuron projection. NCBI's taxonomy places the organism in Eukaryota, Metazoa, Chordata, Actinopteri, Perciformes, Anoplopomatidae. Gene Ontology annotation, biological process: aromatic amino acid metabolic process; serotonin biosynthetic process. The coding region runs from base 104 to 1546 and encodes 480 amino acids. The record is from RefSeq and is a predicted model, not a curated record. The transcript is spliced from 11 exons. Gene Ontology annotation, molecular function: iron ion binding; tryptophan 5-monooxygenase activity.